UCCUCCCACCUCGGCCUCCUAGAGAGCUAGGAUUACAGGCUUGAGCCACCAGGCCCGGCGGAGAGAAGACUGGCGUCCGUCAGGCCUUCACCCGCCUGGCCCGACUCCUCACGCGGCCCGGCCUCCCCCCUCGCCUCCGGCCGGGCUCCGCCACCCGAGGCCCUCCCGCCGCCUUAGGCCCAGCCCGCGCGGGCAGUCCCCAGACACAGCCCAGCGUGCCAGCCCCGCCCCAGUCCCUCGCGAGGAGUUCCAGGUUUCCCCAGGAAACCAGGCAGGGGCGGUAGCCGCCGCGAGGGGGCGCUACGACAAGGCCGAGGUUGCCAGCGGUUCCCAUGGCGUUCCCGGGCGACGGUUCCCUGGGCCUUCUGGCUUGGCUGCUGCUCCUUCAGCCCCCGCUCGGCGAGACCCAGGCGGGAGGCGCGGGGGCGCAGGGUGGGCCGGCACCGCCCUCACUCUCCCCUCUCCCUUCAGUGGAUGGCGGCGAGGACCUUGGAGCAAGCAGGCGGCAGCCACCACCUGAAGGGGCUCCGAGGCCCCCCGCUCCCCCCCAGUCCAGGGGGAGCACAGUGUCACCUAAUUCGGUGGCAUUUACUUCAGGUGUCUCUGAUUCUUAUGACGAUAUGGACGCUGUGGCAAUCUCACAGACAAAAUCAGAAUGGGUCGGAAGAAAAGCUGGUUCAGCAUGUGGCCAGAGGGCUAUGAGGAUUGUCGGUGGAAGUCCUGCCCCAGACAGGAAGUGGCCCUGGCAGGUGAGCCUGCGGAACUAUAACGGACAUCUCUGCGGAGGCUCCCUCAUCACCAACCGGUGGGUGUUGACUGCAGCCCACUGCAUAGAGGGCUAUGUGGAAUACACGGUGAAGAUGGGAGGCAUACAGCUGUACCAAGAGUCCGACACUUCAGUUGUGGUCCCAGUUGAAGACAUUGUUGUCCACGAAUAUUAUAGUCACAUUAACCUUAAAAAUGACAUCGCCCUUGCUCUGCUUGCCUUCCCUGUGAAUUACUCCACACACAUCCAGCCUGUGUGCCUCCCUGAAAAGACUUUCAUGGUGAAAUCGGAUACGGAGUGCUGGGUGACUGGAUGGGGCAGACUGAAAGAAACAGAUCCAAUAUUGCCACGGGAGCUUCAGGAGGCUGAGCUGAGCAUUAUCCGUCGUCCGGAAUGUGCUAAGAUAUUCAGGGAAAAGCUGAGAGUACCUGGUGAACCGAUCAGAGAAGGGAUGGUCUGUGGCUAUAAUGACAAAGGAAAAGAUUCCUGCCAGGGAGAUUCUGGGGGGCCCCUGGUCUGUGAAUUAAAUAACGCGUGGAUCCAGGUGGGGAUUGUGAGCUGGGGCCUCGGCUGCGGUAAGCAAGGAUUUCCUGGAGUUUAUACGGAAGUUAGUGUCUAUAGGGACUGGAUCAAUAGUCGCCUGAGUCAAGCUUCCUGUCUGGACUCAACAGGCUUCCUUGGUCUGUUCCUGUGUCUAGUGCUGCCUCUGGACAUCCUGGUGACUCCAUGAUGGCCCCAGCACACUCCCCUCCUGUUUCUGAGUCUCAAACUUAGGCAUCUCCUCCGACUAACCUCCUGCUCCUUCUCUGUGCCCUUUCCUCAAAUCCCAGUUGUGAUCCCCUGGCCCUCUGGAGAUCCACACAAGCGAGCAUGGCAGGGAGACUGGGGCCUGGAAAGUGUCCCUGCCUGGUGCUCCGGUCACCUGCCUUGGCCACCCCUACACCUGGGCAUGCUCUGCCUGGUGGGAAGGAGGGGACGAACCGAUGCCAGCUAAGGGGCCAGGACCUGCCAGGUGGGGCAUGAUGACUCAUCGCCAUCUCGGAGAACAUCUGCCAAAGAAGAGACACCACCAACGGUGAACAAGCAUUAGACCUGGUCGUGGUUUCAGGGCUCUCACCUGAGACUUUGUGAAGCAGUCAGCUUGGUGAUUGCUCAGAGAGAGUGAAGGAGGCGUUGCCAGGUCCCUGCAGAGGUGCGAGGCCUCGAAUACAUGUGGCUCAGUCGUCUGGGGCUGGGAGAAGCUCCCCUGUGCCCCACUGUGGAUCCAUGUGUGAGUGGACAGCCUCUGCCACACAAGCCCUGUUGGGGUGACCCAUUCUUGGCACCCCCUUCCUCAGUGUUCUAGGGGCCACAUCCAGGGACCCCCACGUUGUUUUGAGAUAGUUAUGGAGUGCAGUUUUCAGAAAUCACCUGAAUAAAAAACGUUUAGAGAA
This is a messenger RNA of Microcebus murinus (gray mouse lemur), 2199 nucleotides long. Its product is annotated as serine protease 44-like. Gene Ontology annotation, biological process: proteolysis. The record is from RefSeq and is a predicted model, not a curated record. Gene Ontology annotation, molecular function: serine-type endopeptidase activity. NCBI's taxonomy places the organism in Eukaryota, Metazoa, Chordata, Mammalia, Primates, Cheirogaleidae.